Gongylonema pulchrum is the source of this 210-nucleotide messenger RNA. Lineage: Eukaryota; Metazoa; Nematoda; Chromadorea; Rhabditida; Gongylonematidae. The record is from the annotation of a GenBank genome assembly.
AUGCAUUUUCCAGUUCAGAUUCCACACAUCAAGCGAGCAAUAAAUUUGACUAAUGGUCAUCUGAAAUUGUUUGCUAGCCCAUGGUCAGCUCCGGGAUGGAUGAAAACAAGCGGAAAAAUGAUCGGCGGCGGGACGUUACGCGGAACUCCCGAUGGGCCUUAUCACACGACGUGGGCUGAUUAUUUCAUAAAGCAAGUGCCUUUAAAUUAA